ACUGCCAUUACCUCAACCGAGAGUCGAUGUCAAUAUCUUGCGCUGUCUGUUAUACUGAAGCAAAGAAAAUAAUCCUUCUAGUCGAAAAAUCUUGGAAAUUGAAAUAUGUAAAGCUGGUUGCACUGUCACCCUUCCAUCUAUGGAUCAUGGGGCAAUGUCGAAUCCUGAAGGUCAAAUUGCUGCCUGAUGGAGAUGUUUGCCGCAUGACUACCUCCGCCGUUAAAUACACAAAUCUGUCCGUUUUACAGCUUUCGUGCUAAGACGAUAUAGGACCCCGUGGCGAUGAGAUAUUGUGACUGAUUGAUCCAGGGAUUGUCAGACAAAUCUCACAACUCCAGGCCGUAACAGGGUUCUGUUGUUCGUUCCCCUAUUUCGUAUUGAAGAAUUAGUCUAGAAGCCACUAUUCAAGUGCGGUCCCAUAAGAAGCUGCCAACUCUUGUACGGAACGCGACUCACUACACUCAGCCAUGACAGCCAACAUGGGCGUUUCCAUACAUACAGCAACGGAAGACGAUCUUGAUGCGCUCGUUGGACUCCAAUUUCGCGCAUUCGGCGAGUUCGACGAGCUCGUGGCCGGCCGGAACACGCCUGAGAAUCGAGCCAUCAUGGUCAAGCGACAUAUUCAGCACAUGCACGCAAAUCCCGGGCUCGUCAUCGCAAAGGCACAACUCCCUGACGGCACAAUCGCAGGUUUCUGCAUGUUUUAUUUCCCGAACGCGGCGGCCUCGUCCGAUCUGGAGCGGACACCGACACCGCUACGGCCACUAAGAGACAAUUCGGCAUUGUCCAAGAUCACCGUGGAAGCGCCCUGGAUCGACGACAGUGAGCGGCGAAGGAAAGCUGAAGUAUUUUUGCGCUUCAUUAACCAGGAAAGACAAGAACACAUAGCAGGAAAAGGUGUCGCUACAUUUGUUCGAUAUAUGUGUGUUGAUCCGAAAUAUCAACGUCAAGGGUUUGGCAAGGCAUUGAUGUCUUGGGGCUGCGAAAGAUUCGAUGAAGUAAAAUCAGAUGCGUACCUGGAAGCCUCAUCUGAGGGGCAGGGGCUGUAUGAGAAAUUUGGCUUCAAAGUGAUUGAGCCUCAUUCGUAUGGUGAAUUUGAAGAUGGGAUCAAGCUUAACUGGUCGCAUAUGUGGAGGGAUGCGAAGAAGUGAAGCUUUUCCCUGGUCGAUAGUGUAUUCCAAUC
Messenger RNA from Truncatella angustata, 1183 nucleotides. Its product is annotated as acyl-CoA N-acyltransferase. Gene Ontology annotation, molecular function: acyltransferase activity, transferring groups other than amino-acyl groups. The record is from RefSeq and is a predicted model, not a curated record. Lineage: Eukaryota; Fungi; Ascomycota; Sordariomycetes; Amphisphaeriales; Sporocadaceae. The transcript has a single exon. Bases 468 to 1151 code for a protein of 227 amino acids.